Molecule: messenger RNA, 592 nt
Organism: Lolium perenne
Lineage: Eukaryota; Viridiplantae; Streptophyta; Magnoliopsida; Poales; Poaceae
Product: protein FLOWERING proteinUS T
Source: RefSeq, a predicted model, not a curated record
GAGGCCAAGUUAGCUCUUCUCGAGCAAUAGUACUUAAUCUCCUCGGCACCACCACUCCUAGCUAACUAUGUCAAGGGAUCCACUUGUUGUAGGCAAUGUAGUUGGAGAUAUAUUGGACCCAUUUAUUAAGUCAGCAUCACUCAAAAUAUUAUACAACAAUAGGGAGCUGACUAAUGGGUCUGACCUCAAGCCUUCACAAGUAGCCAGCGAGCCAAGGGUUGAGAUUGCUGGGAGUGAUAUGAGAAACCUUUAUACUCUGGUGAUGGUGGAUCCUGACUCACCAAGUCCAAGCAAUCCAACCAAAAGAGAGUACCUUCACUGGUUGGUGACAGACAUUCCAGAAUCAACAGAUGCAAGCUUUGGAAAUGAGAUAGUUAGUUACGAAAGCCCGAAGCCAACAGCAGGAAUACACCGCUUUGCCUUCGUGAUUUUCCGCCAAUCUGUCCGGCAGACCAUUUAUGCACCAGGAUGGAGACCAAAUUUUAACUCAAGGGACUUUUCAGCACUUUACAGUCUAGGCCCACCCGUGGCUGCAGUGUUCUUCAACUGCCAAAGGGAGACCGGGUGUGGUGGAAGACGAUACAUUAGAUGA